AUGAGCAAGAAAAAUUGUACUUAUAAAAAAGCGCUUAUAUUAUAUGCCAAUGAAAAUAACGAUCCUGAAAUAUCAGUACCCAAUAAAAAUGAUAUGCUAGAAGAAGUAUUGUCUAGCCAAGAAAGUAUAGUAGGUGAAACAUGUAUAACACAACAUGAAAGAGGAGUAGAUCUAUUUGUAAAUGAAGAAAGUAAAACCUAUGACACUCUGGAGGAGAAUGCUUUUCAAUCAAAUGAAAAUAAUACACAAUAUAGAAAGAAGAAGAAAAACAACAAAAAUAAGAAAACACAAAAACAACAAAAUGUAGUAAAUCAUAUCGAAGAAAGUGAAAAUCAAGAAAUAGAAAAGAACAGCGAGGAUAAGAAUAAAAGUAGGAGUGAAACAAAAAAUAAAAAUAAUUUUGUAACCCUAAUAACAAAACUUAAAGAUAUUGUAUUAUCUGAUAUCACCUUCGUCACAUCUGAUAUUGCAGUUUAUUUUAAGUGGGAAACUACAAAUGAAAAUUUGGGUAGUGAUCAUUUAAUCAUUAAGUUCACCUUGGAAUUUCAAAGUAAUGUAACGUUUACUAAAUGUCGAAAUUACAAAUUUGCAAAUUGGCAAGAAUAUCAAAAUUUAUUGAAAAAUAGUCUUGGUUACCCCACUGAAUAUAACAACGUUCAAGAAAUGUAUGAUUAUUUUAUAGACGAAAAAAACAAAGCCGGAGAUCAAAGUAUACCUUUUAAAAAAAUAUGUACUAAUCCUAGUCAGGUAUUUCAACCAAAAACAUAUUGGGAUUCUUCAUUGUCUCGAGCUAUAGCAGAACGACGUUUGGCUUUAAAAAAAUUUCGACGUAAUCCUAUCCCUAACAAUUUUGAUAAACUUACAUCAAAAAUAGCAGAUGCUCAACGAUUAACUCGACGUGCUAGAACUAAUGAUUGGCAAGGUUUUUGUACACAAAUCGAUGAAGUUACGGACAUUCCUACUAUGUGGAACAAAAUGUGUUGGAUGAAAGGAGUAAAACCGAAGUAUUCUCAAAUAACUGAAAGUAUGAAAAAAGACCUUUUACAUUCUCUGACCCCAGAUUAUGCAGAAUACCCGCAACCUACACUUCAUUCGGACAAUGAAGCAUUGCAGCAGGAUUUUUCAUUAGAAGAAUUACAAAAUUGUCUCAAGAAAAAGGAUACUGCUCCAGGGGAUGAUAAUAUUACUUACAGUAUGAUAUACAACUUACCCAAUGAAGGUAAAUCAUUUUUGCUUCGAAUGUAUAACCUAAUAUUUAGUCAAUCUCGUGUUCCCGAACAGUGGCGUAGUAUUAAAAUAGUACCUAUACCAAAACAUAACACCAAUUCUAAUAAUUCUCCAAAGUUGAGACCUAUUUCUCUAAUUUCAUGCAUAUGUAAAAUAUAUCAUAUAAUGUUGAAAAGAAGAUUGGAGUAUUUUAUAGAACAGAAGAAGGUGAUAUCAUCAUCAACUAUCGGUUUUCGAAAGGGACAAUCAUGUGUGGACUGUUUGUUUUUGGUCACGCAAGAUAUUGCGGUAUCUGAUAUAAUAAAGAAAUUCAAACGCUACCGAAGCGAGAUGUCGCUCGUGGCUUUA
Molecule: messenger RNA, 1575 nt
Organism: Brenthis ino (lesser marbled fritillary)
Lineage: Eukaryota; Metazoa; Arthropoda; Insecta; Lepidoptera; Nymphalidae
Source: the annotation of a GenBank genome assembly